Messenger RNA from Argiope bruennichi, 2146 nucleotides. RefSeq names its product dual specificity protein phosphatase 23-like. The record is from RefSeq and is a predicted model, not a curated record. Lineage: Eukaryota; Metazoa; Arthropoda; Arachnida; Araneae; Araneidae. The coding region runs from base 124 to 597 and encodes 157 amino acids. Gene Ontology annotation, biological process: protein dephosphorylation; cilium assembly. Gene Ontology annotation, molecular function: protein tyrosine/serine/threonine phosphatase activity. The transcript has 2 exons.
ACGAACUGCAGCGUGCGUCCCUGAGCUUAAAUAACUAUUUGUAAACAAAGGCCAAUUUUAUAUGUUUUCGAUAUAAAAAAUAUAUAGUAUAAUUUUUAUUAAAUAUUACCAUUUUUAUUCAUUAUGAGCACCAGGAAACCUAUGAAUUUUUCUUGGAUUGAUGAUGGCAAAUUAGCAGCUUUCGGUCGACCAUCCUCGCCGGAAAAUUUGCGUUUCCUUUUGGAAAAUAAUAUUACAUAUUUAGUAACUUUAUCACCUGAAUGCACACCUCCUGUGUUUACAUUUCCAGAUAUACACUGGUAUGAAAUUAAAGUUCGUGAAUUUCAUCCUCCAAGGAAUGACCAAAUUAAAAAAUUCAUAAGUAUUUGUGAGAAAAGUCUGGAACAAGGAAAGGCUGUAGGAGUCCACUGUAGAAUGGGUAGAGGAAGAACUGGAGUUAUGGCUGCUUGUUAUUUAGUGAAGUUUCAUAAUAUGACUCCUCAAAGUGCAAUGGGACAAGUACGAAAAAUGAGACCUGGUUCUAUUGAAACAUAUACUCAAGAGGAGGCUGUCAUGGAUUAUUAUUGGUCAAUUUGUAAAGAGAGACAAAGUCAAUAGUCAUAUAUUAGGCAUUUAAAAAUUUUAUUUAUUAAUAUAUAUAUAUAUUUGUUAAAGAUGUUAUUAGACAAUUUACAUGUGCGUGAUAUUUUAACUGUUAUCUUUUAUUUAUUGUAAAUGUCUGUAUUAUAUAUGGAAUUUCUUUUUCAUAAGGUAUGUUUGAAUUUGAGUUUGUUUUAUCACUUUAAUAUGUGGGAGCACGUAAUGAAGGAUAAUGUAUUUAUUGACUACAUGUGCAUUUUAUGAAAGCUGAUUUUAUCUGAGCAGUAAAAUUGUAUUUUUAUGUUGAAUUUCUUUUGUAUUAUUGGUCAGUGACUCAUUUGAGAAUUUUUCUGGGUGCUCUAUGACAUUUGUGAAAAUAUUAUUGUAUAUUCAUGGAGUGUUUUAGAUUAUAUCUUUGUAAGUUUAAAGCUUUAGGAACCAUUUAUUUCAGAUUUUACCAGAACCUAAGUGAAUGCAUCAUUAAUAAAAAAUAUAUUUUUAAAAUUUAUUACAUUUUUCUUCUUGUACUUAUAUGAAUGAUUUAAUUAAUAAAAUUUCUUGAAUGUUGAGAUAAUUAACAAGUACUAAUAAGUUGAUAUAAAUAAUCUCUAUUAAUAAGCUAAUAUUUAUGCUUAUUUACUUAUUUCUAAAAGCUGUUAUUAGUUAUUUAUUGUUAAUUAAUUACAUUGUACAAAAAUAAUUUCAUUUCUCAUGAACAUUUUUAUUCAUCAAAAAUUUCUUUAUUAUUAAUUGUAAAAACAUUGUACUGCUUUAUCUAUAUGAUCAUAAAAAUAUUAUAUAGAUAAGAAAUGAAUUUUUGUUAUAAUUAAUAUGUUAAAUAAACAAUUUUAAAAAUCCUUUGUGUAUAAUCCAUUAAAUAUCUCAAAAUUUUGUUAUAUAAGACAUGUGGUGAUUUUCUUUUUUAUUAAUUAACUAGUAACCUUUGAUCAUCUGCUGGUUCACUGAGAGUAUUGGCUGUGUUUUAUUUCAAUUAAAUCUUUAAUUCAUAAUAAGAUAAUCAGAAUUUGUUGAACAGAGUUAUUUAAACAAAUUGUAAUAAGCCAUGUUAUUUAUUUAUUAUGUUUAUGUGUACCUGAAGAUCAUUGUUUACUCCCAAGAAGGUCCAUAUUAUUUAUUACUCCCCAGAUGUAAUUAUCUCCAUUAUUUAACAUCAUUACACAUUGUUUAACAUGGUAAUUUCAAUUUAUUUUAAAUGCUCAUUUAAAUCCAAAAUGAAAAUGAUGUGAUGCAUUUUGUUUGUAUUGAAUGGACAGAAAAGUGGAAUUACUUAAAUUUCAUUGCAACAAUGAAAAGUAUUGUUGUAAAUAUUGUAUAAAAAUGUUACAAUAAAACUGCAUUAUGUUUAAAUUUUAGUAUGAUAAUGUUUUCAGAAGUUAUUGCAGAAAAAAAUUCAAGAUGUCUUUAAUUUUUAAAUAUUUAUAAAUCAAAAUUUCAACCGAAAAAUUAUAACUUAAAAUUAUGUAUUGCCAUAAUUAUGGUUUGCCAUGUAAAACAUCAGCAAAUACAUAUAAAUGCAUAUUAUUUUAUAUUAUUAACAGAGAUUUAA